CGCAGUUUCGAAAGUUCAAUUUCGCAUGGCGGACGUGCAAGUGAACUCUGUUAUUUGUUGGUGAUAAUUUCAUUUAUUAUCUCGUUGUGAUUCCCUAUGGAAAGACAAAUUCUGAUGCUUCUAUUUCUUUGUGGUCGUGCUUUAUUCAUUCCUUAACAUCAGAUGAUGCUAAAGUUUUAUUUAUAGUUGCAUUUGUGUGAACUGCAUAGUGUUUCUCAAAAAUGGGAAAAUGUGACGAAGCUAACGUCGAAGUUAGCAUGGGGGACUCGGCGUCCCCUACUAUGAAACCUGAUAAUUUCUCGUUCACCCCGCCUCCAGAGGCUCCGGUGUUUGAGCCUACGCCAGAGGAAUUCUUGGACCCCCUGGCAUACAUCAGCAAAAUACGACCAAUCGCCGAGAAGUCGGGCAUUUGCAAGAUAAAACCUCCAGCGCACUGGCAGCCUCCAUUUGCAGUUGAUGUGGAUCGGUUACGAUUCACACCGAGGAUACAGAGGCUCAAUGAGCUGGAGGCGAUUACACGAGUGAAGUUAAACUUCCUCGACCAGAUUAUAAAGUUUUGGGAGCUGCAGGGCUCCGUGCUGAAGAUCCCAACCGUUGAAAGGAAACCGUUGGAUCUCUAUGCUCUUCACAAGAUUGUCAAAGAAGCAGGUGGUUUUGAAGUAUGUUCAGCAGAGCGCAAGUGGUCGAAGGUGGCCCGUCGUAUGGGCUUCCCCCAGGGCAAGGGCAUCGGCUCCAUACUGAAGAGCCACUACGAGAAGAUCCUCUACAGAUACGAUAUCUUCAAGAACAAUGGGGCGGUGGAUAAUAAGGACACAAAAAUUGAAGUGAAAGGCGAACAAACGCCAGAGAAGGCGAGCGGCACGCGGAGUCGGUCGACAAGUAAAUGCACGACGGCCGCGACACCGCCUCCGGCCCGUCGGUUCAAGCCGGACCCGGACGGACCGACCCCCACGGAGACCGUACCGGCCGACAAGACCCCUCAACAACUGCAGGAGGAAGCAAUGAAGACUCCAGUCAAAGAGGAGAACCCCUCAGAAACUAGGCGAAGUCCUCGUGAAAACAAAUGGAUGUCAGCAGCCGGCAGCUGCGGCGCCAGAUCCCGCGUGACUCGGUCGACCCGGCUGCGGGAACAUCGCAUGUCCAACAUGACCGUGUCGGUCACCCCAGCGCCACCUACCAGCCACACGCUGCAUCCUGACGACCCGCUGGCGAAGUACAUGUGCCAUGUGUGCGGGCGCGGUGAUGUGGAGGAGCAGAUGUUGCUCUGUGACGGUUGCGACGACUCUUACCAUACCUUCUGCCUGCUCCCCCCGCUCGCCGACGUGCCUAAAGGAGACUGGCGAUGCCCUGUAUGCUUGGCUGAGGAGGUGUCGAAGCCGACGGAAGCGUUUGGUUUUGAGCAAGCAACCCGGGAGUAUACUCUACAACAAUUCGGAGAGAUGGCGGAUCAAUUCAAAUCAGAUUACUUUAAUAUGCCAGUUCAUAUGGUACCCACAUCAACAGUGGAGAAGGAGUUCUGGCGCGUCGUCUCCUCGUUGGAUGAAGAUGUUACAGUGGAAUAUGGCGCCGACUUACAUUCUAUGGACCAUGGUUCCGGUUUCCCCACAAAGACCCACGCGCACCUGUACCCUGGCGAGCAGCAGUAUGCGGAGUCGAGCUGGAACCUGAACAACCUGCCCGUGCUAGAAGGUUCCGUACUAGGACAUAUCAACGCAGAUAUCUCUGGGAUGAAGAUCCCUUGGUUAUACGUGGGCAUGUGCUUCGCUACCUUCUGUUGGCAUAACGAGGACCACUGGAGCUACUCCAUCAACUACCUGCACUGGGGAGAACCUAAAACUUGGUACGGAGUACCAAGUUCAAAAGCUGAACAGUUCGAAGCCGCGAUGAAGGCGGAGGCUCCUGAACUGUUCCAGCUGCAACCAGACCUACUGCAUCAGCUGGUCACCAUCAUGAACCCUAACAUCUUGAUGAAGGCUGGGGUUCCUGUUUAUAGAAUGGACCAACACGCCGGCGAGUUCGUGAUAACAUUCCCUCGCGCGUACCACGCCGGCUUCAACCAAGGAUACAACUUUGCUGAGGCUGUCAAUUUCACACCUGCCGACUGGCUAAAGAUGGGUCGUGAAUGCAUAGCCCACUACUCCACACUGCGCCGGAACUGCGUGUUCUCUCAUGACGAGCUGGUCUGCAAGAUGGCCCUGGAGGCGGACUCACUGAGCCUCACCGUGGCCCUGGCCGCCUACAGGGACAUGCGCACCAUGCUGCAUGAUGAGAGGAAACUCAGGAAGGGCCUGCUCGACUGGGGAGUGACGGAGGCGGAGCGCGAGGCGUUCGAGCUGCUAUCGGACGACGAGCGGCAGUGCACGCUGUGCAAGACCACGUGCUUCCUGUCGUGCGUGGCCUGCGCCUGCACCCCUAGUGUCGCCUGUCUCAGGCACUACACGCAGCUCUGCCACUGCCCGCCGCAUAUGCAUAAACUCAGAUACCGCUACACCCUGGACGAGUUGCCAGCAAUGCUGGAAAAGUUGAAGAAGAAAUCUGAACAGUUCCGGGAGUGGGCCGAGGCUGUACAGAACGCCCUGGACCCUGAUACACCCAAGACUUGUGACCUCGACGGACUCAGGGCACAUCUCAAGAGGGCGCAUGAUCUCAAGAUGCACAAAACAGAGCUAGUCCGUGCGUUGGAAACGGCAAUAGAGGACGCGGAGAAAUGCGCGUCCGUGAUCCAACAGCUGGACCUGAACAAGAUGCGCACGCGCACGCGCCACCACGACCCCAAGUACCGCCUCACCAUACACGAACUUACACUCUUCGCCGCAGAGAUCGACGGACUCGCCUGUGUCUUGCCUGAAGGCUCAGCAGUAAAAGAAGUAUUACGACAGACAUCGGAGUUCGAGACCCGUGCCACCGAGCUCCUCAACAAGGACCUGGAGAAAACUGACCAAGCAUAUGUCAGAGAAUUGGAAGAGACAUCGGAGCUCGGGUCCCGUCUGUGCAUCGUGCUGCCGGCGCUGCCGGCGCUGGUGUCCCGGCUGUCGCAGGCGCGGUUCCUGGAGUGCGUGCGCGCCUACCGCGAGGACUGCUCCACGCUCACGCCGGAGGUCAUCCAACGUCUGCUGCAGCAGGCAGACUCCGUACUGCCGCACCACCGGGUCGAGGCCGAGAGGGCUCAGCUGCAUGCGCUUAAAGCUCAAGUAGACGAAUGGGAGAACCGUGCCCGUGCAGUGUUAGUGGACACGUCAAAGAACCCCCCGUCGGAGACCGAGCCCCAGUACACCACGCUAGCCGAGCUGGAAGCCUUGCUGACUGAUGGGGAGGAGAUCGAGGCGUCGCUACCUUCCUACCACGCCCUGCAGACUGCUGUCUCACAUGCUAGGGACUGGUUGAGUAAGGUGGAAGAGAUGCAGUCCAAGGAGCUGUACCCGUACAUGCACAGCGUGGAGAGCGUGGUGCGGCGCGGCGCCAGCAUCCCGCUGCAGCUCUACGAGAAGGACCAGCUGGCGCAGGCGCUGCAGUCCGCCAGGAACUGGAAGCGAGGCGCUGCUGAUAUGUUCCUCAAGAAGAACUGGCCAUACUCUCUACUAGAAGCCCUAUCCCCCCGCGUGGAGGUGGGGGAGACAGUAAGCAAACGACGCGCGCGUACAGGGGGAGCUGGGGUAGCUGGAGGGGAACCGGCCUCCUCGCUGGAAGCGGGGCUGUUCCUCAAGAACUUCAGCGAGGACUCCACACCGACUGACAUCGUCGCUGCCUUCAAAAAUGCUGAGCAGAAAGAGCUGCAAGCCAUUAAGGAAUUAAGAGCGCGCAACAUGCGCAAGGAGGUCCGUGCGCCGGUGUCCGCGGGCGUGACGUUCUGCACGUGCCAGAAGCGACAGUAUGGCGUCAUGACGCAGUGCGAGCUCUGCAAGGACUGGUUCCAUGCCUCUUGCAUAGCCGCGAACAAGGAGGAGCGCGAAGAGUCUCCCGAGCGCGCGGAGUCCAGCUUCCCAACGACGGAGCCCAAGUUCCUGUGCUCCGACUGUGUCAGGACGAAGAGGCCGCGACUCGACCGUAUACUGGCGCUAUUGGUAUGGCUGCAGAAGCUACCCGUCCGCCUAGCGGAGGGCGAGGCCCUGCAGUGCGUGACGGAGCGCGCCAUGGCGUGGCAGGACGCGGCGCGCGCGCUGCUGGCCAGCCCGGCGCUGCAGCGGGACAGCGCCGCCGUGCCGCCGCCCGCCAACACCGACAAGCUGCACCAGGACCUCAAGAAGGCCACCGGACGGGCACAUCUCGCAGCGCAGCAAAAUGCCAGAUCUUCAGCGAGUGUGGAACAUGCAUACAGUGCGACGCCGAGAUCUCCUAGUGCACGAGCCGCACCCGGACUGUUACAGAAAUUGGAAGACUUGAUGCUCGAGGGAGACUUGUUAGAGGUGAAGCUGGAGGAGCAGUCGGCGGUGUGGGGCGCGGUGGUGUGGUGGCGCGGCGCGGCGGGGGCGCGGGCGGCGCGGCACGACGCCGGCCGCCGCAAGCGACACACGCGGCCCCCGCGACACCACCACCCCAUGAAGCGGACACGGACAAGACACCACCACGUUGCACCAGCUGCGAAACCUACCCUCAAACGAGGCACAGCUACUACUACGAAUUAUCUCAAUAGAAAACAGGGCAUGUCAUCAGGCUCCGGUCUGAUGAUGCGCAAGCACUACAUGGCGCGCCAGGAGCGUCGCAAGCGGGGACUGGCGCCCCCUACGAGGGGGAAACAUGUGCGGCAAACUAGGAUGGGCCAGCGUGCGGCGGCGUCGGGUUCGGGCACGGGUCGCGGCGGCGGCGCGGCCAGCGCGCGGCGGAGUAGCUCGUCGUCGGCUUCCUCAGCAGAGGACGAUGAGGACUGCGCUGCGCAGAACUGUCUUCGCCCUACUGGUAAGGAGGUGGACUGGGUGCAGUGCGACGGGGGCUGCGACCAGUGGUUCCACAUGCACUGCGUGGGGCUGUCCCGCGCCGCGCUGCGCGAGGACGACGACUACGUCUGCGGCACCUGCGCGCACCAGCGCCGCUAGUGCACCGGGCACGACGCACCCACACUCGGGGCCUUGCACCUGCCUUCUACUAGUGAUACGGUUUGCUCUGUUUUCUUAUCUAGUGUACUGCCACUCAUACGAACUGGUUCAAUUCUAACUCGGAUUUUAUAACAAUAUUGUGUAUUCACUUUGACACAAGUGUUCUUAGAUGCAGUUUUAUGAUACUGUCCAAUCGAAUAGAGAGUAAUAUAAAAUUGUAACUUUACAAUAUAAGCGAACAUGUCUACAACAAAUAAACUAUGACGUUAAUUGUAUUUCUAUGAAAUAUCAAACACUGGAAUUACAAUACAUACUUGGUUUGAGCAUUUUGGCCUAAACAAGGAGUUCUGAGCGAACACAUCCAAUAGAAUAGUGAAAUACAGGUCUUUUUAGUUAUUACAAACAUGAUUACUCGAACAAAGCAAUAUAAACCUUAUUUGGUUCAAUGUUAAAACCAUGUUCGCUCGACUUCUCCCAUUUCACUGAAGGGUAGAGAGACAAACAUAGAAGCAAGUGAUUAGAGAAACAAAACAUAAUGAAACUUAUCGCCAAGAUAUAUGAUUGAUUUCACAACGGACACGUUUCCGAGAUUAAAUAAUACAGAUCAAAUAAAUUAAUGACUGAGCGUGAUAGAAUGAUUCAGAUUAUAUUAUGAUGAAAAGAGAGGGAACAUUAGUUGCAAAAUAAAGUAGCAUAAUUAAACGUUUUUGAAAUUAUCUCAAUGUGGUUCAAUGGAUUUUUAGAUCAAAUUAACGAGUCUGAUUUGUUAUGACACAAGUGUUUUGAAAAGUUGUUAUAAAAUAACUUGUUGAUUGUGUAAUAAAAUUUCAACUUUACAGUUAGUAAAAUAACAUUCAAUUUUGACAUCUAAUGUCUAAAACUUAAUAUUGAAUUUCCAAUAAUGUGUCAUAACAAACAAACUCCAUAAUAUAGUAGCAAUCGUUCAAUGUUUUAAUAGAAAAUUUUCAAGUAAAUAAAUAAAAUUACUGUUAUCAAGUGUUUUUGCCAUAGCGGGGCUCUAGUCCCAAGCAUGUUUAGAUCAGUGUUAGUAGAAUCCCCAAUCUGAAGUUUUUGGAGGUUAUAAUUUACUGUAGACGUAUUUCGAGGAAAUUAGUAGACAUGGUGUCGUGAGCCUAUAAAUGGGACACUGAUCACCAAAGGUCUCUUAAUAAAUGGUCCAAUGUAGUGUAGGCAAUUACUUGAACAAUAUCAAAUUAUCAAGACCUACAAAUAAUUGCGUUUUCCUCUAUUGGACACAAAUAACUAUAAACUUAUUCCACGAUUUACCUCUACAGUGAAUAAUACCGCCAUGUUUUCAAUAUAGAUGUUCAUGUUAAUCCAAUGUUAUUGUUAAAAUAUUAGCAAAAUAUACACGUCUCUCUCUCUCUUUGCCUCUCUUUCUCUCACAAAAGUUGGUAUCUUCAGAGUGCGACGAGUGGGAUAGGUAGAGUUAUUAUUUUUUAUUAAAAAUAAAACUGACAAGUAAUUAAGGUAUCGGGACUGGGAAAUAUGUAAUUUAUGUAUAAUAUAUAUUAUGUAUAAUUGGUAAUGAAGGACUAGGUGUAUGUAUUGUGGACCGGCGCACGCGCGGCCACUUGUAAAGUAGUGAGUUUUGUAAGUUGUCUAGUCCUUAACGUGUCGUUUGGUGUAACACUUAAUGGGCAACACCUUAUUUUUAUAUUGUUAAUGGCAACAUUAAUAUGUUUGCAAUGCCAAAAUGUAAUUUUCGUGAAAGAGUCAAAGAAAAGUGAUUGUAAUGUGGAUGGUAUUGCUCGUAAGUUUUAUACCAAGCAGGUUCCUACGUCACAGUAACAAAUAUAUUUAUAUUUGAAACGUUUUCCAGUCCUGUCGAUGUUAAUAUUGAAUGUAGCCAAAUAUUUGAGAUUUAUUUUUACUAAUUUUGUACUUUAUUUACUUGUUAUACGGUUGGAAAUUAGUAAAUAUUAUUUCUUUUUUUAUAUAAUUAGCGAUUAGUUGUGGCCCUAGUGUAAUUGUAGCGGAUAUUUUGAAUUUUGUAUUUUUGAGUUGUAUUAAAGAGUAGUUUGUUCAGUUUGGCCACAUUCAUGUUAAUGUUGGGCGACAGACGCGAUGACAAGGUCUUCGGAUGGACGAGAAACUUUUUUGUAAAUAUUUUUUUAAAAAACUUAGCGAGAAAAUUAAAAAGUUUUUAAUGUAAUGGAAUUUUUGCAAGAAACUGAUAGCGUAAGUAGUAGAUACAUAUGUGUGCGAGGUGUGUCUGUGUGGAGCGUGAGCCACUGAUUGUCUAAUUACUUUCAAUUACUAAACCUAGAUUACUGCGACUAGUAGCAUGUCGACAUUUUCUAUAAAACCUGUACAGACAUCAUUAUAAACUAAAGAAUUUAAAACAUUACCGAGCUCAUAGUUGAACACUUUUCUACAACAUUUUACACUGUUACGUGACAUUAAGUUUAUGUAAAGUAAUCGUGGUUAUUGUUCUAUAUAUAUUACAUCUAUCAACUUAUAUAAUCACUUGUCUGUAAAGUACACACACGACACGAGACAGCCUAGUACAAGUUUGAUUUACAUUUACUGAGAUCGCUCUCUGAUUGGUUGGUUAAUUUCAGCCGGCCAAUCUGAGGGCUAAACGCGGUAACGUGUCAAUCUCAUUAAACGUAAAACAAAGUCGUACUAAGACCUCUAGUAAACAAUGCGAAGAGUUCAUUGAACGCGAUAUCCUAUAUAUUAUGUUGAUACGAUAGGACGGAGUAAUAUGUACCAUACAACCCUGUAAGCUUGAGUUCCAAGACCAAUUAGUGAACUAUAUUGUGUAUCUGCUUUGUAUUGGUCGGGAGCGUUUAUCUUAUUGUAAAUAUUGUUUAAAUGUAGUUCGAUGUAUAUGUAAUGUUAGAAUAAUGUUGUAAGAGCUUGAUACCUUUGUAAGUAAAUAAAAGCACCCAUGUGACAGAGCCACGCGAGUAUUCUCUGUCACAUGUGUCCUUUACAACAUAUUUUUACAGAUAUUAAAAUGUCUUUGAAAAUUUUGAAGUAUUUUAUGUAGUUUUGACUGAAUUAGUAUCUGUUUUAAUAUGUUUUGUCGAAAUAUUUAUGCACUGGCCUUUAAUUUGUGAAUCAAUGAUUAUAUCAUAGUUUAUAAUAAAUAAGACGAUUAAAUAAAGCUAAUACCUUACCAGAUUUUCUUUUCUAUUCCAGUUUUUUAAGAGUUAAUUUAAUUUAACUUGUUUUUAAUGUCCUUUAAUGUUAACUUACCUGGGUUUUUCGACAACUAAUAUUAAAUAAAGUAUUGAACAAAAUUUUUAAGCACUCUAUAUGAAUUGCACAAAGAUAUAAUAUAUAUAUUAGUCACAAAUACAGAUAAACGUGAUAUAUAAAACUAUAUGUUAUAUAUUUUAACCGUCUUCCAAUUUUAUUUGUUACCAAACUGCAAUACCCGAGACCUUACAAAGGCGAAAAAAACUAUAAUCUUCCUACAAUAUAUUUAUUUUAUAUCUAACAUAUCUAAAAAAAAACAUUCAGAUCUAAAUUAAAAUAAUAUUGCUAUUACUUACUUCUAACGAAGCAAAGAAAGAGACAGGAAUAUAAUCACUAUCCUUUAAAUACAUUUAUCACUAAGUUACUACACAAAAUCUGUUAAUUUGGACAGUGGUCGUUCUUCUGUCUCAUUCUAAUCGUACUAAAUAGAAAAGGAUAGCAAUAGCUGAAAUAUUCGACUUGGCACAACUGAAAACAUGUCUAUAUAUUGCUGUAUCACAAAUACUAAGGCUUGGUAAGGUUCAAUUGAUUCGAUUAGUUACAGCCAUUGUAUUUACAUUGAAAAUAUAAUAUAUUACAUUAUUACAUUAUUUCUUACGCUUAUUGUACUGGCACAACUCUACAUUGCGAUAUAUAAAAAAAAAAAAACUAAAUAUAAAUCUAAUUUAUUAAAAACACAGUGCAAUUGUAUUACUUAUAUGCCUUUUAUUAGUUACUAUUGGUUAAUUCUAUAUCUAUACAAGAUUUUCUUAAUAUAUAAUAAUCACAAUGUAAAGUUGUAUACAAAAUGUACCGCUAAAUGACAAAUGAUAAGCCAAUAUGAACUCUAUCGCUUGUAGACAAGUUCUGUAUUUGUUCGCCAGCCAUCUAGCGCUAAGUCUCAACUGUUAGAUAUUUGCGAUUGUUUUAUUAAAUAAGUGUUAUUGGUUUGACAGUUACAUAAGUUCUACAGUAAUUUAACUAAUUUAGUUUAACAUUGCAUGUUAUACGAUCGUAGUGUUCCUCUACUUAGUAGAAUUAAUUCAAAAUUUAUUUUAAAUUAUAGUGUGUAAUUUAUUUGGUAUAUAAUUUAUUUUUCUCUUGAGCUUAUACUUAAUUUGAAUCUAGGAUUCGAGCUAAAAUCUCUAUUUGUAGCCACUAGUCCGAUUUCCAGAUGAUUUGUUAAAAAAUAUAAAUAUAAUAUAUGUCAAACCAAGUGCACAUGCAUGGCUGAUUCACAAAAUUAUGUUGAUCUCUGGCAGCCCUCGUCUGACCUAAUGUUUAAUUAUAUUUAUAUGUAUGUAUGGACUCGAUACCUGCGCACACGCCGGCUCGACGAAUUACAGUCCCCCACAAUACUUGUAGGACGUUACUAUAUAUUUUAAUAUAAAAUGAAAUAUUUAUAUUAUAUAUAAUUACUAUUUUUGAUAAUUAUGAUAAAAUGUAGUGAAAAAUAUAUGUAGUUCCUAUGAGUAUUUUUAUCCUGAUUAUGCAUUUUAAAUGAACAAUUAAUUAGUACUGGAAUUUGGCACGUUGAUCCAAGGCUUUGUUUAGUAUAUUGUGCCAAAUUGUGUAAUUAUUAGCCAUUUUGCAGUUUUGACAUUAAGUUAUAGUACAACACUACCCCGCUGCUAUUCGUCCGCGCUCGGUCUGUGCGCGCAUAUUGUACAGUAUAUAUAGUUAAGUGCAGUCGUAUGUCCAACAAUACCGGAGUGUGUCUGCCUGUAUCGUGUAAAGCCUUCACUGUAUUGUUUAAUGUUUGUAAAUGAAUGGAUGUCGUCCCGUAUCGUUGGACAGAUUGACAUUAUUGUGUACCAAAUAAAUAUAGAAAAUUAUAGAAAAAUAA
This is a messenger RNA of Spodoptera frugiperda (fall armyworm), 10086 nucleotides long. RefSeq names its product lysine-specific demethylase lid (gene Kdm5). Gene Ontology annotation, molecular function: histone demethylase activity; DNA binding. Gene Ontology annotation, cellular component: nucleus. Lineage: Eukaryota; Metazoa; Arthropoda; Insecta; Lepidoptera; Noctuidae. The record is from RefSeq and is a predicted model, not a curated record. The coding region runs from base 222 to 5030 and encodes 1602 amino acids. Gene Ontology annotation, biological process: chromatin remodeling. The transcript is spliced from 31 exons.